CCUCUCCUUACCAUAUUUGGUGGUGAGUGGAACCGUUAACGGGAUGCUUCAGCUUUAUACAUUCGGUGAAACAUCUGGCUCACGUAACCAUCCACUGCGCAUAACCUACGCUCGUGAACUUUGAGCAACGUUAGCGUUAUUCUUGACCACUACAACGGCAGCCAUUUCCGAAAAAGGUCAAUGUUAAUGUGGAGGAGGUGGUGGUCGUGACAACGCCGGAUGGAGCAGGGGAGGGCUCGGCUGCAGAGGUGGUGAAGACUGUGCUGGUGGCUACAGAGCUGACCCAGGCAGGGGAGGAACUUACAGAUGGAAGCGUGGAGUCAGAAACCGACACCACCAUCACUGUGACAAAGGAGGCAGUCCUAGGGUUCCCACACUGCCAUAGUUCCAUGUUGCAGCGCUUGUUUACGGAAAACAAAUGAAAGACAGUCGACUACCUGUGCUAAUUAGCUAUCGGUGUCUCCAAACACCUGUGUGUAAACCGAAGACUGACACCACAAAUGUGUUGUCACUCAACCACUCGGCUGCAACUGUGUUAAAACAGUGUACAUGAAGCUGUCAGAGGAGAUGGAUGUGGAAGCUGAUUUGGUCUACCCAAUCACUUGUGGGGAUGUGAAGGGCACCCUGGUCUGGAAGAAGUUUGUUUGCCCUGGCAUCAACAUCAAAUGUGUCCAAUUCAAUGAGCAUCUCAUCAGUCCCAAGGAAUUUGUCUAUCUGGCUGGGAAAUCUACAUUGAAGGACUGGAAGAGAGCCAUUCGCGUGAACGGCACUAUGAUCAGGAAAAUCAUGGACUCAGGCGAGUUGGAUUUCUACCAGCACUCCAAGGUGUGCUCCAACACCUGCCGCAGUACUAAGAUUGACCUGGUGGGGACCAGAGUGUCACUCAGCAGCCAGCAGGCCACCGACUAUGUUCCUGUCACUCCUUCCUUAUCUGACGUGAACGGAUCACCGGCCAUGUUUCCAACAGAGGUAUCAUCAGACGACACCACGGAAUGGGUCACAGCCAUAGGAGAGGAUUCUGUGACCUUCUGGAGGGGUCUGAAGGAGGCUGGGUUGCUGGAGGAAGUGGUGGAGGACUUCCAGAAGGAGAUUCAGGAGGUGCUAAAGGGAAUGCAGGAGCGCAUCACCGAGCCUCCCCUGCAGGUCAAUGAUGCUGUGCUGCUGAACAAUAUAGUGCAGCACUUCGGCAUGCUCGACUUGGUUAAGAAGGUGCUAGCCAGUCACAAGAGCCAGAUGGACCGACAUAGGGAGCAGUAUUCACGCAGUCUUGUCGCUCUGGAGCAGCAGUGUGACGAGCACAGGAAACGUGCCAAGGAGUUAAAGAGCAAAUCCCAACACCUCAACAACGUCCUCAUGACCCUAACUCCCGUGGCCGUGCCGUCCACGCCCAAACGCCCACGCCUCACCCGCGCUGUCUCAGGCCCUGCCGUUAUGUCCAGUGCCCCCACCCAGAUCACCCUGCCCCUCACCCAGCUGGCAGGCCUGCCUGCUGGGUGCAAAGUGCUCUCGGUGGGGGGAGCCGGUGCCGGCAAGCAGACCUACAUGGUGCUGACCUCCCCCAACGGCGAGCUGGGGCCAGAUGCCUCCAAUCUGACUGUACUCUCCACGGCCGCCGCCGUUCAGGAGGGUGCACCCGCCACAUCAGCCUUCGUCAAGAUGGUCAGCUCAGGCUAUCAGCUGAUCACGCUGCCUGCCGCGUUGAGCACCCAGCUACAGGGCCUGGCUGGGGGCACAGCCCAGGGCACCACUACCAUGAUGGCAGUACCUAUGGGUAACAACGCACUGCAGAGCACGGCGGCAGUGGUCCCAGCGUUGGGGAGACGGGUAGAAGAUCAUGUGCAGGAGGGUGUAGCACCAGAGACUGAGGAGCAGGAGGUGAAGGAGACGGUGGAGAGUUAGAGAGAUGUACUCCUCCUAUAGUGUUAAAAACACGUUGGGGACUCCUCACUGGUUUGGAGUGCAAGUACUGGAACCAGUGCCUAGGUCUAGUGGUGUUGAACUAUGAAGGACCCAUAUCAGUAAAGAUGACUUAAAAUGUAUAACUACAUGCACUGCUCAUUUUACUCAAAGCACCAGUGUGUGUGUGUAGAGGUGAAAAUGUCUGUGCAGAAUUGAGUUUGGAAUUCAUAAGUGUAUAUUUUUAUAACCAUGCAAGUAGAUGCCGACUCUGCUCAAAAGCCAUGAUCUUAGUUAUAUUCUCAGGUGUCCAUUUUCACUGGGGUGUAGGUGCCAUGUUCACAUUCUCUUUACAUUGUGCUAAAAAUGUAAAUUCUACAAUGCUCAUCUUUCAACAUCAGAAUGUUUUUCCAUUUCAACAUUUAAUAACUGUAUAUAACUUGUUCAAUAUUACAAUGCAUUUUAUUAUAUAGUUAAUAUUUUUGAACAAACGGAAAGUGAACAAACUGGUGGUUUUGUUGAACUUGUCAGUGUACUCUGUAAAUUAAUUGUAUAAAUUCUUAAAUCUAGCCAUUACUGGAAAACUUGAAGUAUUUGGCAUUUGUUUUUAUUUCUAAACCAGUUGUUCAAUUCACCAUGAAAUCAACUUUUAAUAGCUUUGUGUAACAUUUCUUCUGACCAGAAAAGGCGUUGGUGAAAUUCACAACUCAGUCUUCUCAUUAACUUAAAUGACAUGGAUCAUGAAAGGGCAAAUCAAACGCAACCUUGAACAGUGAGUCCACAUGAUCAUGACCCUCGCUUGAUGGGCAAGCAUACAAGCUAGGCUACAUGACUGUUAAACUCUCCGUCUGGUCGCGCUGCAAUGAAAUACUGUAGGUAAGCUUAAGUUUGUAUGUUGAUAUAUGGCCCUGUUUUUUACACAGUGUUUUUCUAUUUAAACUUACUCAUGCUCGUUACACGCUCUGUCUCUAAUAUGCUACUAGCCCCACACCUUGAUAUCAGAACAUGCCGGUAGGGAGUGCUGAAGGGUUUAUUUUGCUUCUCCAGAUAUUCCUUUUAUUUUCCCCUAACCCUACCUCCACUAAUUGGAGUAAACUAAUGGACAACACCUAGGCUUCAACUUCCAGCUUAUACAUGUCCAGCUGACAUACUAUAUACAUUUUACGGACGCAGUAUAUUUAAGCAAUAAGGCCCGAGGAGGAGGAGUGGUAUAUGGCCAAUAUACCAUGUCUAAGGGCUGUUCUUAUGCACAACAAAACACGGAGUGCCUGGAUACAGGCCGUAUACUGGCCAUAUCACAAACCCCCGAGGUACCUUCAUGUAAUUUGAGCCGUAAAAUUAAAUGUUUUGUCAUACCCGUGGUAUACGGUCUGAUAUACCACGGCUGUCAACCAAUCAGCAUUCAGUGCUCGAACCACCAGUUUAGGAUUUACAAUAGUUAUCUUUUGUUUAUUCUUAGUCCCAUCCUUCAGCUCCCCUCAACCCCUCCCAUCUAUCUCUGAAGACCAAUCCAGUUGUGAUUUCUACUUGCCAUAUUUUUCAACUUUGCUGUGUCACAAAAGUUCUGAACCUACAUGAAUUUUACGGAUACAGUAUAUUUUACAUUUGUUGUUUUCUGCUGACAGGUGCACUUGGUUUUGGGUGCAUUAGAGCAAAUGAAAUCAGAUGGCAUCAACCGUGAAUAACCGUUCAAUGUUGAGUUUGAUUUUCCCUUUCGUGAUGGGAACUUUAUGUUCAAAGUUCAAAACAUUUUGAUUGUAAUGCCAAUUUCAAGAAUCAAUCGGUGAACUUCAAAGACUACAACAGUUUAUUCAAUGUGAAUCAUUCCAGCUGACUCAUGAUUGUGAAUGCAAUGAAAGGCGCUCUCCAUGAUGCUGAAAUGCACCACGAGCCUAUUUGCAUUGGUACUCCACAAUGCCUAAUGCUCCACGCUGUCCUCUUUGCAAUGUAGGGCUACUCGUCCACAAGAUGGUGCUAGUCCAAUUUCACUCAUCAGCAUUCCAUUUAGUUGGGUGAUCGUUUCUUAAAAUCAUAUUGUUGAACAUCGAUUAUAAAUGAAACCAUCAUCCUCUGUUCGCUAUGCUGCAGGCCUGUAAGCCUGUUCUUCUCGUUUGUUGAAAUAUAGCAGUUGUCUCAGAACCACAAGUCAAAAAAAAAAAAAAAA
Messenger RNA from Oncorhynchus kisutch (coho salmon), 4060 nucleotides. Its product is annotated as glucocorticoid modulatory element-binding protein 2. The transcript is spliced from 11 exons. Gene Ontology annotation, biological process: regulation of transcription by RNA polymerase II. The record is from RefSeq and is a predicted model, not a curated record. NCBI's taxonomy places the organism in Eukaryota, Metazoa, Chordata, Actinopteri, Salmoniformes, Salmonidae. Gene Ontology annotation, cellular component: nucleus. The coding region runs from base 550 to 1899 and encodes 449 amino acids. Gene Ontology annotation, molecular function: RNA polymerase II cis-regulatory region sequence-specific DNA binding.